Morone saxatilis (striped sea-bass) is the source of this 1011-nucleotide messenger RNA. RefSeq lists its product as uncharacterized. NCBI's taxonomy places the organism in Eukaryota, Metazoa, Chordata, Actinopteri, Moronidae. The transcript is spliced from 8 exons. Bases 1 to 732 code for a protein of 243 amino acids. The record is from RefSeq and is a predicted model, not a curated record.
AUGCACGUGUCGCUUUGGCUCUCACUGAGGUACAUCUUCAGACAUGGAAAUGGGAACAUGUUAUCAGCGCAGCAGCAGCAGGAGGGAGGGGCUGCUCAGUUUAACGUGCUGCGCUACAGAGCACUGUACGCCAACACAAACAGGAACAGGAACACUUUCUACCCACAGGCCAUCACUCUGACCAACAGUUACUUCCAGUCACACAGUGUCAGGAACUAUCCCUAUGCAUGUCUACAAAUACCCUCCACGCUGGUCAACAGCUCAGAAGAGUUGCAGCCAUCAUCAGCUUUGAGGUCAGAACUCCACAGAGGAAAGAGACGAUUUAAGAUGCUUUGCUCCAGGUGUGUGCUACCUUUCCUGGCUCUUUACAUGCUGCUGGAGGAGAUAUCUGCAGCUGUAUUGCCCAGCAUCAGGAACAAAAGGGAAGUUAACUGGCUGGACCAAGAGCUUUUCCCCCGUCUGCUUGACCGCUCAGACCAGAGAGACCUCUCUGUGGGGGACGACGGGAAGGUGGGCAGGGAUGUGGACGGUCGCCCAUCUCAUUCUGAGACCUUCGUCGCCCCAACAGAGCAACUUUCUUUCCAACGCCAGAGCCAGUAUCAGUACCAGCGUAAAGCCAAUGAAAAGAGGAGGAAGGUUGCUCCUCUGGACUCCAUUGGUGGAUUUCAAAUGUCCAGUUUCCGAAACAGAAACGAUGAACCUGACAUCCACUGGGAAGAAUUCAGGGAAUAAACAGCAACUACAACAACUGAGCUCAGUGCCACUCCAACACAUGAACUUCUGAUAUAUUCCAUAUUUAUUCAUUAUUUAACUCACUGCCAUACUAACAAGUGAGAUACCUGUCGACCCACUCCCCCUAGUGGUGGAGGACAGAAACAAGACAAACACCCUUGUGUGCAAACAUCUAAUUAAAUGUAAUGAAGUAACUUGUUGUGUCACUCUUUUACGUGCAAUACAAAUGAUUAAAUAUACCACCUUACCUUUAUGUUCCCAAAGACUUUUAUUUUUCAA